Messenger RNA from Pararge aegeria (speckled wood butterfly), 267 nucleotides. RefSeq lists its product as uncharacterized. Gene Ontology annotation, molecular function: protein binding. The record is from RefSeq and is a predicted model, not a curated record. The coding region runs from base 2 to 241 and encodes 79 amino acids. The transcript has 3 exons. NCBI's taxonomy places the organism in Eukaryota, Metazoa, Arthropoda, Insecta, Lepidoptera, Nymphalidae.
UAUGACUAAACCGGGAAGAGUGAGGUUCUAUCCAAAAAACUCUAUCUUUAGAAAAUCAGAAUUUAUUGAUCGGGGCCUCGUGGUGUUCAUUGAAGACUGUCCUGCUGCUUACAAGCGAGAUAUAGUGUGCGCACGACACUACGAUGGCUUCUAUAAAACUUUCAACAACUACUGUGAACUGGAGUACGAAAACUGCAAUGGAUGGAGGAAAUGGAGCAUGGUGAAACGCGAAAGGUGUUGAUUGCUAUUCGUAAUAGACAGGAGCCG